Messenger RNA from Schistocerca americana (American grasshopper), 393 nucleotides. RefSeq lists its product as uncharacterized. NCBI's taxonomy places the organism in Eukaryota, Metazoa, Arthropoda, Insecta, Orthoptera, Acrididae. The transcript is spliced from 4 exons. Bases 1 to 393 code for a protein of 130 amino acids. The record is from RefSeq and is a predicted model, not a curated record.
AUGCGCGAACUCGUGGAGGACCUCAAUUAUGACUUUAACUACAAUAUGUUCAUCUUGAAAAAUGCUCUUCGGAGUCUACCGAAGCACGACUCACGCCCCUUGGCUCUGCAGUGGUUGCACAAACUGUCAUCGUGCAACAAGACCCUGGAGGACCUGAAGCUGCGCAACGAAUUCAUGUACCACAUGGUGAACGGCCUGCGCGCUGGGGAACUGUGCCCGCCGUUCGACUCGCCGCCGCCAGACGUACCCCUCACCUGUAUGGCGCACAUGCUCCCCCCGGAGCCGCUGGUGCAGGCGCUCUCCCCGGACGGCGGCGCCUUCCUCGCCAACCAGCCCAUGCCGCGCUGCGGCGCCUUCUGCUACAUCGCCGUGCUCUGCAAGCGCUCCAGCUGA